This is a messenger RNA of Thecamonas trahens ATCC 50062, 2337 nucleotides long. RefSeq names its product centromere protein J. Gene Ontology annotation, molecular function: tubulin binding. The record is from RefSeq and is a predicted model, not a curated record. Gene Ontology annotation, biological process: centriole elongation; cilium assembly. Bases 1 to 2307 code for a protein of 768 amino acids. The transcript has 2 exons. Gene Ontology annotation, cellular component: nucleus; centriole; centrosome. NCBI's taxonomy places the organism in Eukaryota, Apusomonadida, Apusomonadidae.
AUGCUACUGGGUCGGCGCCCGUUUCUGAAAAAGGGCUCGCGUCCGCUGUCGGCGGGUAUGGGCUCGUCCAAGGGCAAGCGGCGGAAGAGGAGAUCCUCACCGCCGUCGUCGCCACCCCAGAACGGGAGACAGGCCUCUCGCUCUCCGCCUCGCUCGCCUCAGCCACGGACCCAGCCGCCAGCUUCACCAGGCAGUGGUCUCGGCUUGUACGACGAUCCGUACGCCGACGACAACGAGCUCUACUUUGCCGACGACGCCCCGAGCGCCGCUGCCGAGGAGAACCAAGCCCGCCGGUACUUUGAUGAUGUGCCCGAAGGUGGGCACAUGGGCGACGAUGAAUGGGCCGAGGCCCGCCGCCGCGAGAAGGAGGAGUUGGACGAGUUUACCGCCCUCGAAGCCGACAUCAUGGCCGAGUCGGAGCGCCAGAUGGCGCAGCGGAGCCAGCUACAGUCGGCGCCUCGGCAACCGGCCCACUACGACCCACCGGCCGCCGCAGCCCACUACGACGACGCCUACGACCGCGCCUCGGCACUCUUUGACGACGACGAGGAGUGGAAUGAGCCCGAGUAUCCGCCUCAGCCGUCACACUCGCCGCCGCGCUCCCGCGAUCCGCCGCACAACCACUCAUCACCCGAGGCCUCGCCGCCGCGCUCCGCGCUGGUCCAGGCCCGUUUCGGCGCCGCUGCUCCGCCACCGCGCGCGCACCCGCACCCAAACCCGCACCAGCACGACGCCGACGAGCCCAUGUCGGCCGAGAUCCGUGAGAAGCUCGAGCUGCUCGAGCUCGAAAUCGCAAACUUCAAGGAGGAGAACCGCAAGAUCCGCGCCGUCCGCUCCGAGAAGGAGCUCGCACUCCAGCGCCUCCGCAUGGACGUCACCGAGUUUGAGAAGCAAAAGGCCGAGGCCGAGGCCGAGUUUGAGGACUACAAGCGUCGCGAGAAGAUGGACUUGGCCCGCCAGCGCGAGCGCCUCGAGAAAAUGCACCGCUCCUUGGCCUCCAUGCCGUCCAAGGCCGACCGCCGCGAGAUUGACGAGCUCAACGAGGCCCUCGCCCAUGCACGCGCCGCCGCGCGCGACCGCGAAGCCAAGCUCAAGUCCGCCCUAGAGCGCACAAAGUCCAAGCUGGAGUCGUCGGAGGCUCGCGUCGCUGACCUCGCUCACCAGGUCCAAGUCAUCUCCGACGAGCGCCUCGACGCCUGGGAUCAGCUCGACGCCAUCAAGUCACAGUCGGCGUCGACAGAUCGCGAGCUGGAGGUCCUCCGCACAAAGGCAACACGCUACUCGCGCGAGCUCAACACCAAGGACGACGAGAUCGCAGAAAAAGUUCGCGAGCUCGACGCCAAAGACGACCUCAUCGCUGACCUUCACGCCAAGGUCCGCGAGCUCGAGGCCCGCCUCCGCCGCUCGACCGCCUCCUCGGCCACCCACCCCCCCUCGCGCUCGUCGCCGCUCGCCGACGACCCACACGACGCCCGCUCGGUCCGCUUCCAGGAUCAGGUCCAGCGCUUUUACUAUACCCCGCCACAGGCUGCGGCCGGCGCCAGCGCCAAGCCCGCCCACACCUCCCCCUCACCCUCGCCCUCACCAACCUCGGCCUCCUCCUCCUCGCCCUACUUUUUCUCAGAGUCUGGCGACGACAUCGACCGUGCGCUCGAGGCCACAACCAAGCCGGCGCACCAGGCCUCACCCGCUGCCCAUCCACCACCACCCGACGCCGACGACGAUGAGCGCCCCGUUGAGGUCAUCCAGCACGACAACGGCAAGGUCGAGGAGGUGUUUGCCUCGGGCUGGCGCCGCGUCCGCUUCCCCAACGGCACCCAGAAGCAGAUUCGCGGCGACCACGUCGUCGUCCUCUUUGGCAACGGUGACAUCCGCGAGUCGUUCCCAGCACCCGACAAGCGCGAGGUCUACUACUACGCCCAGGCCAAGACCCGCCACACCUCGUACGACGACGGCCUGGAGGUCUUUGAGUUUGGUACUACUGGCCAAGUCGAGAAGCACUACCCCUCGGGCAAGAAGGAGAUCAUCUUCCAGGACUCCACCACAAAGACCGUCAUGCCCUCGGGCGAGGAGGUGACUCGCUUCCCGGACGGCACCACCCAGCGCGUCGCCGCAGACGGCGUCCGCACCAUCUCCUUCCCCUCAGGCGACCGCGAGGUCCACGAGAAGGACGGCACAAAGCGGAGAACGUGCGCAGACGGUGUCGUCCGCACCGUCUUCCCAGACGGCCGCCAGGAGACCCGCUACCCGUCCGGCCGCAUCCGCGUCAAGUCGCCCUCGGGUCGCGUCAUUUCAGACUCGCACUGACCUCGCCUGCCGUAAACACAUCAACUGUCC